Coffea eugenioides is the source of this 1178-nucleotide messenger RNA. RefSeq names its product INO80 complex subunit D-like. The record is from RefSeq and is a predicted model, not a curated record. Lineage: Eukaryota; Viridiplantae; Streptophyta; Magnoliopsida; Gentianales; Rubiaceae. The transcript is spliced from 2 exons. Gene Ontology annotation, cellular component: NSL complex. The coding region runs from base 174 to 977 and encodes 267 amino acids.
UAAAUUCACCGGGAAAUUCACCGGCUCUUUUUGGCACUUUUCUCACCACCACCAUCACCACCGUCACCGCCGCCACAGACAACCACCUCCUCCGGAACAAAAGUUCAAUAGUUCCACCUAAUUCACUAGCCCUACUGCCACCAUAGCGACGCCGCCUCCGUAGUUCCUCCGACAUGCCGGACCCAAUCCCCAACGCCAAUAACCAAAAUAACCGCCCCUCUUCAUCUUCCUCCGCGCCAUCACCUAUGGAAAUCGACGGGUACGAAGAGGACUUAAUGUUAUCGAAGUCGGAGUUCUUGACCCGGUACGAGGUAUUAAAACGCCGGUCGCGUCGGCUCAAGCAACUCGCGAAAAUCUAUAGGGACCAUUACUGGGCACUGAUGGAGGAUUUGAAGCUCAAGUAUAGAGAGUACUAUUGGGAGUAUGGUAAAAGCCCUUUUCAAGAAGAUGAUGAGAAUAAUAACAAUUUGGUUAGUAGUAAUGGCAGUAAUCAUAAUAAUGUGAAUAUUAAGGGAGAAAAUGGGGAGGCGAAUAUUCAAGGAAACGCAGAUAAUUGUCAUGGAAACGUUGGCGGAAGUAGGAUUUGUGGAAAUAGGUGUGGAGUUCAUGGCUGUAAAUCGAAGGCUAUGGCGUUAACGAGGUUCUGCCAGAUGCAUAUUCUGUCUGAUAACAAACAGAAGCUCUACAAGGCCUGCAAUUAUGCUAUUAAAAGUCCACCAACAGGACCGAUCCUCUGUGGAAAGCCAAUCCUGAGGUCCACUGUCCCUUCUUACUGCGCUCUUCAUUUCCAGAAGGCUGAAAAGCACGUGGCAAGGGCUCUUAAGAAGGCUGGUCUUAAUGUCUCUUCUACAAGCAAGCUUGCUCCCAAGUUCCAUGUUGUAGUUGCAGAAUACAUCCGCCAGAUUCAAAAUAAAAGAAGAGCUGCCCAAAAGGCUCUUUCAGAAAAUGCUGACGUGAAGGAGGAUAUAAGCUGUUAAUACUUUAGAUCAUGCAGAGAUGUUUUCCUUCGAACAGAUGUUAUAUAAAACGUUUGGAUGGCUGAAAGUCGGGCUAACUCCCCUAUUUCUUGUUUGACGCUUGGCUAUAAAGUUCUGAAUCUAAAUUUUUUUUCCUACCAGAUGGAUGGUUUGAGCUCUAGCAGCAGUAUAGCAUAAAUAUAAUUGUCGUGUUUGUUGAUC